GUGUGCGUCUCAAUACUUUGGAAACAAGUCUUCAGUUGAGAUUUAGGGCUUUUAAACUGCAACAUUUCAAGUGUCAUUGUUUUAUAUUUUAAUGUUUGAGACAAGAAUUUCCUGCUUUUGAAGACUAAAAGGUGAUAACCAUUUGAAAGGAAGAAUGUCCUCUAGAUACAUCAAGCUUCAUGACGGCUAUGCUUCAAGCAACGGGAGGUGGACUAGCUGUGGGACAUUGGCUGUGGUUUUGGGGGGCCUCACAGUCCUCGGGGUCCUGCUGGCCACGGCGGUGCUGAAAAGACCACCGGCCCCCAAAGAUUACGAGACGCUUCCUCAGGAAGCCGAGGGGAGCUCUUCCUCUACGGACCAGUGCAGCAUGGCGCUGGUGGAGAGCAUCCCUCAACAACUGAAAUACAAAGACAAUGCAACUUUUGGGAUCCCUCUGGAAAAUGUCUGGAAAGAUCUCAUCUCCAUGGCAGAGGGCCAAGUGGAAGUGGUCUCUUUCUACUGGACUUUAACUGGGGAAGACAUUAGCGUUGAGUCUGCCUCUGACAUACCUGGAAGGGACAUCCUGAAUGACCUUAAAGAAUUGCCCUCCAGGAAUGUGUCCGUCCGAGUGGUGACCAGUGUCCCCAGCGUUCCAACAAACUCCACAGAUUUAGAGAUCUUAAAACAGAAAGGAGUUCAGGUGAGGAAGGUGGACUUUGGACGCUUGACGAGAGGCGUCCUCCACAGCAAGUUCUGGAUAGUUGACAGAAAACAUGUGUUUAUUGGAAGCGCCAACAUGGACUGGAGGGCUCUCACACAGGUGAAGGAACUGGGAGUUGUUGUCUACAACUGUUCCAGUCUAGCAAAGGACCUUCAUAAGAUUUUCCAGUCCUACUGGAUAAUGGGACGAUCCCACAGCUCCCUCCCACAGCCCUGGCCUUCAAGUUAUGACACGGCCAUCAACAAACAGCACCCCCUGGUGGUGAGAACCGAUGAUGUCUCCAGCAGACUGUACCUCACAGGUUCUCCACCAUCAUUCUGUCCUCAAUCGAGGACGCAGGACCUGGAGGCUAUUAUCUCCGUCAUCUCAGAUGCCCAACACUAUGUCGAUGUAGCCGUUAUGGAGUACUUCCCCACCACACGCUUUGAAAAGCCUCAGAAGUGCCCUCAAAAGAAACCAUUAUUUUUUCCAUUGAACUAUUUGCCUCUUUUGUCUUAUUUCCUGACUUUAUUCUUCGACCUGAACAGAUACUGGCCUUUCAUUGAUGACGCCAUCAGGACCGCUGCAUUCGAGAGAAAGGUGAAGAUGCGGAUGCUGAUCAGCUGUGGGCGGGACUCCGAUCCAGGCAUGCUGCCCUUCCUUAAGUCUCUAGCUUCAAUUGACAGCCCUCAGCAGAAUAUCAACAUCCAAAUAAAACUAUACAUUGUGCCUGUGGGAAACCAGUCUGGUAUUCCAUAUACCAGAGUCAACCACAAUAAAUACAUGGUGACUGAUAAAGCGGCAUACAUUGGUACCUCCAAUUGGUCAGGGGACUACUUUCUGAGCACAGCUGGAGUGGGUCUGGUGAUUUCCCAGCACGCUCCUCAUCCUGUAUGGAAGACCAAGGCCCUGCAGGGUCAGCUGAGGGUAGUCUUUGACAGGGACUGGUACUCUGAGUUUGCUGUGUACCUUUCUGACCUGGGGCACCACCCAGAUUGUGCAUUAUCAAGUUGAAAGAAACCUCUUUAUAAAGUAUAAUGCAAGUCAUACAAAUUACAUUCCUUAAAGUCAGUGUGUGCGGAAAGUUAGGUUAAAGUUUUAUAAAUUAAUGAUAUAAAUGGAUUAAAGUGUGUACUGCACUAAACCUAGAAAUAAGGUUUUAGGAGUUAUCAUUUAUGUGGUUGCUUUUUGAUGUUUAGCUGAUUGUUGAAUUUAUGGUUAAUGAAUUUACUGUGUAAUUAUUAAAUAUAUAUAUAUAUAGUUAACUUCAUUUGGAAAGCAAUUACAAGAUUCAUAACUGAUAUUCCAAAUAUUGUCAUAAACUUUAAGAUUUAGGCCUUGCUGAUCGCUUGCUGAUAUUUAAAACAGUUUGUCAUAUGUAAUAUCACAAAUUUAAAAGUGAACUCAAUCAAAUUUGUGAAUAACCACAUUUUGAAGCUCUUGAUUUGUUGUUGUUUCUUACAACAAUGCUCUGUGACUUAUUGUUCUACUUUUUUAAGCAAAAGUGUCUGAUCUGUGUAUAUAAACAUAUAUUUUUGAACUGAACUGAAAUAAAAACUGAAAUUUCUUCUUUUAA
Molecule: messenger RNA, 2255 nt
Organism: Pseudoliparis swirei
Lineage: Eukaryota; Metazoa; Chordata; Actinopteri; Perciformes; Liparidae
Product: 5'-3' exonuclease PLD4
Exons: 9
Coding region: 155-1693 (512 amino acids)
Molecular function (GO): catalytic activity
Source: RefSeq, a predicted model, not a curated record